CUAAUUGAUAUCUAAGCGAUAUUAUUAUGGUUGACAAUGAAAAUAUUUUUUCGGAGUAAUACAAUGUCGUGGUAGUAGAUAGUCGUAGCACUGGUGUUAUCCCGUGCGGACCUAAUUCACCGUCUUGUUUACCCACGUUAUCAUUUUGCCACGUACGCGUUUUCCAUUCGUUCUUCAACGCCGCGCGACCAUCUUCGUCGUCGUCGAAUAUCGUCUCAAUCUGAGCGUCACGAGUGCGCGUUCAUAUUAUAAUCAUAUUCGACGUCGUGUCCGCUCGCGUUAUCAUUACGCCGCGUACGCGUUUUCCGUUCCGUCAUUUGCCGUCGUGCAAAUACAUAACCUGCCGACGGUCGCGUCGACAUAAUAUUUCGACGACGCGCGUCCAUAUUCGCCGUCGUCAAAUAUACCAAUUUGGGUACUACGGGUGCGAUAUUCACCGUCUUGUUUACCUACGUUGUCGUUACGCCACGUACGCGUUUUCCGUUCCGUCCUUUACCGACGCGCGUCCGUAUUCGCCGCCGUCAAAUAUAAAAUCGAUCUUACGAUUGCGCGUAUUAUCCGCCGUCGCGUUCGCUCACGUUAUUAUAACGCCCACGUACUCGUUUGUACGUGCCUCGUUUGCCGCCGCGCAAGUACGUUCCCUUCAGACUAUCGCGAUAUCCAUCCUCUACGGCCAUACGAGUGUGCGUCCCCUUUGCCGUCGUAAUACGAGUGAGCGUUUUUCUUCUGCCGCAAACAUUAUCGGCCGACAGUCGUAAUAAUAUACUCGCUGACGAUUUCGCCUACGAGUUGCUGUGCUAAGACAUCCAAGCCCUGGACUUCAUAAAUAUAGGUACAAUUUAAAAUGCGACAUGUCAACAUUCAACAAAACUUUACACAAGUGGUUGAAGCUGAUGAAUUUCUAUCGCUAUCAUCUGAACAGUUAGUUAAGUUGAUCCCCAGUGAUGAGCUUACGGUGCUAACCGAAGAAAAAGUAUUUGAACGUGUAGUUUGUUGGGUAAAGCAUGACUCAGAUUCUAGAAAAUGUAUUUUACCCCAAUUGUUGGAACAUGUUCGUUUACCAUUAACAUCGGAAUCAGGAACUCUAAAAAGUAUAGAAGCAUACAGACCAAAUACAGGAGUUUGGACUACAAUAGCAGACAUGCAUUUGCCUCGAAAAAAUCUAGGUGUCGUUGAAUUUGAAAGAUAAUUGUAUGCAGUCAGUGGACGUGACGGAUUAUCUAUUUUGGAUCCUGUAGAGUUUUACAAUCCCAUCAAAAAUACUUGGACCAUGCUAUACUCCGGCCCACGAGAGAAGUAACUCGUGUCCCGACCUAAUCGCGUCCGAAUCCGCGCAUCUCCACGUAUUUGACAUACAGCGAAAGGCACUAAGUGGGGGAAUUCCGCCAGUCAGCAUGCGCGAAACGGGUUACUUCU
Messenger RNA from Acyrthosiphon pisum (pea aphid), 1416 nucleotides. Its product is annotated as kelch-like protein 3. Lineage: Eukaryota; Metazoa; Arthropoda; Insecta; Hemiptera; Aphididae. Bases 845 to 1189 code for a protein of 114 amino acids. The transcript has 5 exons. The record is from RefSeq and is a predicted model, not a curated record.